UUAUAUGCUAUUUACGCCCAAAGGCGCUUCUAUCUCUUCAGGCAUCUAGCAGGACUACUAUGUGCGCUGACGUUUAGGUCCAUGUCUGUCCGGUGUCAUUGGUGAAUGACCGAAGAUGUCUCAUAGCAGGUUGUUUGCCCGGUUGCUCUUGCAGCAGGCUGGGGUGAGACACUGUUAUACUGGCAACAGGAAGAACCUUUACAUCAACAAGAACACUAAGGUUAUCUGUCAAGGCUUCACAGGAAAACAGGGCACCUUUCACAGUCAGCAGUCUCUGGACUAUGGCUCGCAGUUAGUAGGAGGAGUGUCUCCAGGCAAGGGGGGCAAAACACACCUGGGUCUGCCAGUCUUCAACUCUGUGAAGGAGGCUAAGGAUGGCACAGGGGCUGAUGCCACCGUGAUCUAUGUGCCGCCUCCUUUCGCGGCAGCCGCCAUCAUCGAAGCAAUUGAUGCAGAGAUACCACUGGCCGUCUGUAUCACAGAGGGAAUCCCUCAGCAGGACAUGGUGCGCGUCAAACACAAGCUGCUCCGCCAGAACAAGACCCGCCUCGUCGGCCCCAAUUGUCCCGGUGUCAUCAAUCCUGGCGAGUGCAAAAUUGGGAUCAUGCCUGGGCACAUCCACAAGAAAGGAAGGAUUGGCAUUGUAUCUAGAUCGGGCACCCUUACGUAUGAAGCCGUACAUCAGACAACACAAGUGGGUCUGGGCCAGUCGUUGUGCGUCGGUAUUGGUGGAGACCCUUUUAAUGGCACUAACUUCAUUGACUGCCUGGAGGUGUUCCUGCAGGACCCAAAAACUGAGGGCAUCAUUCUGAUUGGAGAAAUUGGAGGAGAUGCAGAAGAGAAUGCGGCAGAGUACCUGAAACAGCACAACUCUGGUGCCAAUGCUAAGCCAGUGGUGUCAUUCAUUGCUGGCUUGACGGCCCCUCCUGGAAGGAGAAUGGGGCAUGCAGGAGCCAUCAUUGCCGGAGGGAAAGGGGGUGCCAAAGAGAAGAUCGCCGCUCUGCAGUCAGCUGGAGUCGUCGUCAGCAUGUCUCCGGCUCAGCUGGGCAGCACCAUGUACAAGGAGUUUGAGAAGAGGAAGAUGUUGUAAUUUGUUAGAGGAGUGUGAGAAACAAACUGCCCUCCCUGCCUUAGGACCUUCAUCCCUGCUGGAGCCCACCACUUUCCUCCAGGCUCAACAGUGCACACACUUUGUGAUUUCAACUGAUUCUAUGAGUACAUGUUCCAUAUUUGCACCAGAAGAAAUAAUAAUAAUAAAAAAACAUUUCAAAGUCUAUCACAGCCUUCGUCUUAGAAGUGUACAGCACAGGAACAUAUCCACCUUCUAAUCCAUCCACAGCAAUGUCAGCCAUGUUGUUGCUUUAUGUCAUAAUGUUUUCUCUCCUGAAGCAGAAAAUAAAUCUCUUAUGCUCUUC
Messenger RNA from Onychostoma macrolepis, 1415 nucleotides. It is a transcript of the gene suclg1, whose product is annotated as succinate-CoA ligase GDP/ADP-forming subunit alph. Bases 116 to 1090 code for a protein of 324 amino acids. The record is from RefSeq and is a predicted model, not a curated record. Gene Ontology annotation, molecular function: succinate-CoA ligase (ADP-forming) activity; succinate-CoA ligase (GDP-forming) activity. Gene Ontology annotation, cellular component: mitochondrion; succinate-CoA ligase complex (ADP-forming). Lineage: Eukaryota; Metazoa; Chordata; Actinopteri; Cypriniformes; Cyprinidae. The transcript has 9 exons. Gene Ontology annotation, biological process: tricarboxylic acid cycle.